UCAGCUGUUUUCCGGUGACAGCAGGGGAAUGACAACACCGACGGUCACGGCCCUUCUUCCAUUCAAGCAUCGACACAAAGUAAGGUUUCCCCUCGUAUCACAGUGUCCUCCGCGCACACGGUUUCCACUUGCUACGUUAGCUCGCCUAGCCCUCGAGCUAACGUCGGUUUUCUUUACAUCUGCGUAGUUUGACAGGCUCGGAGUUCAGUUUGGGAGUCUAGCCGCAAGAAGCAGUCUGCCGCUGCACUUCAGGCUCUGUGUUUGGGGGAUUUUCUUCUUUAUGUGCCUCUGGGAGCAGCAGCAGCAGCAGCAUGGCAGAUGACAAGGACGUGUUGAGAGACGUGUGGUUCGGCCGGAUCCCCACCUGCUUCACUUUGAACCAGGAUGAGGUUACUGAGAGAGAGGCCGAGCCCUACUAUCUGCUGUUACCCAGGGUGAGCUAUCUGCCCCUGGUUACAGACAAGGUGAAGAAACAUUUCCUCAAAGUGAUGAAGGCCGAGGACGUAGAGGAGAUGUGGUUGGAGUAUGAGGGGACGCCACUGAAAUGGCACUAUCCAAUUGGAGUUCUCUUUGACCUCCACGCCUCUAACACUGUCUUACCCUGGAGCAUCACUGUGCACUUUAAGAAUUUUCCAGAUCGUGACCUGCUCCACUGCACGUCAAACUCUGUGAUCGAGGCUCACUUCAUGUCCAGCAUCAAGGAGGCCGACGCCCUCAAGCACAAGAGCCAAGUCGUCAACGACAUGCAGAAGAAAGACCACAAACAGCUGUGGAUGGGCCUGCAGAACGAUAAGUUUGACCAGUUCUGGGCCAUUAACAGGAAACUGAUGGAAUAUCCUACCGAGGAGGGAGGCUUCAGAUACAUCCCCUUCAGGAUAUACCAGACGAUGAGCGACAGGCCAUUCAUCCAGAAACUGUUUCGGCCCGUUUCACCUGAAGGCAACGUGCACACGCUUGGCGACCUGCUGAAAGAGAUGUACCCAGCUGCUUUACCAAACGACGGUGAGCAGAAGCGAUACCAGGUGGUGAUCCACGGCAUCGAGCCUCUGCUGGAGACUCCUCUGCAGUGGCUCAGCGAACACCUCAGCCACCCUGACAACUUCCUGCACAUCUGUGUCAUCCCAACUCCCACCGACUGAUGCCACGCCACACCACACCUCACUGUCACCGUGACAACCGACCGCCGAGCCCGCCGGCUGGCUGGGUAACUGCUGAAAUGGUAGCGCUUAACUGGUGGAAACUCUGAACUAACAGACUCUUUAAUGAGAAGGAGAUGAUAACCUAAAUUGAUAAAGAUGAACAAAGGAUGUGAAGGAGGUAUUUAACGAACCUCCUGUUCCAUCUUCUUGUCUAUUUAUAUUUCUACUCCUCCUACCACUACGCCUCUGUUCCUCUCAGAAAAACUUGUUCUAAGGAUGCAAGGAUGGAACGUUUCUUUCGGUGAAGAGGCGGUUGAAUGAGCAGAUGAUCUCUCCUUUUUCUACUCUAUCUCACACCUUCUCCUCCUCCUCCUCCUCUUCUCCGAACUAACAAACGUCUCCAUGAGAGGAGAGGAGGUGAAAGGAUCCACCGUUUUACCAUCCUGCCACACAUCUUCCUCCUCGUCUUGUCCGAGACAUAGACUGUCCUGUCGACAGGGCGACAGGAUCGUUUGGGAUUUGGGGAGAGGCGUAUCCAGUCCUGCUGAAGUUGCCUUAGUUACCAUGUUUUCAUCAUCGUCCUCAUUGUCCUGCAAAAACGUCUGGACACACAAAGAGUUUACAUCACAGCCUGCAAACGUUAUCGUCUUCUCCAGGAACUUCUGGUGGUUUGCUUUUGACUUUUUUACAGAGGAUUUUCUGUUGGUUAGGCUGCUUGCGUUAACAUUUAACACACUUCUCUCCACUGAUCCCAACACACUUUGGACUGAGUGUCUGGUGCCACUGUUGAGGUAAACAUGAGUUACUUGAAAAAGCAACUUAACAAGCAGACCAAAUGGCUCCUGAAUUAGCAUUAAAUUUCAGCUUUAACUAAAUUCUUCAAUGGUUACACGCUCCUCUAUUGGUGAUGGGAAUCUACAACCAUCAAAAACUAAAAAAUGAUAUAUUCCACCUAAGUCUGCACUUUGUUUUUAACUUGUUUUGUUGUUUUACUAUUUUUGCAGAAGACAGAUGGAGAUACGGGAUUUUCACAGGGUAUUUUUUUGAGAGCUGUUUAUGAAGCUAAAGCAUUUUGUUCAAGGUUCAUGUGCAACAACUCCACACGUUUUCAAUAAGCAGGUGAUGAUUUCUCUCCAUCAAUACAACACAGUUUAGCUGUUUGACUGUACGUUUUCAUCAGAUUUGACUGGAGUCUCUUUGUCUGCAGCCGAAGUGAAAUGAGCAUCUGGUUUUGUUUCAUUUCAAGAACUCAGCUUGAAUAAUGAGACAACAGGUACGAUUAGCAUUAAGUCUGUCCGCUGUUGACGGCCACAGUUGUUUGACAUGUCCCACAUAAGCAUUCAAAAGUGGCAAAAGUGAAUAUGACUUGUGACUGAAGACUCACUUUAGUUGACUGCUGCCCAGAUCGGUCGGAUAUUGAGACCAUAACUAUUUAACCGCUGUUUUUUUUCUUUUUUAGCAUUGUGUAUCAGCAUCUUGUCUUCUUUUUUUACAUCUGUUCAUACUGAAAUAAAAUUACUCUUAAAUCGUUCAGCUGACACUGUUAUCCCAAAUGACUUCAAAUAAAAGUGAGUUGAUUCAAA
Messenger RNA from Dicentrarchus labrax (European seabass), 2722 nucleotides. It is a transcript of the gene atg5, whose product is annotated as ATG5 autophagy related 5 homolog (S. cerevisiae). Bases 312 to 1139 code for a protein of 275 amino acids. Lineage: Eukaryota; Metazoa; Chordata; Actinopteri; Moronidae. Gene Ontology annotation, biological process: nucleophagy; autophagosome assembly; cellular response to nitrogen starvation. Gene Ontology annotation, cellular component: phagophore assembly site membrane; cytoplasm; Atg12-Atg5-Atg16 complex. The record is from RefSeq and is a predicted model, not a curated record. The transcript has 9 exons.